Labrus mixtus (cuckoo wrasse) is the source of this 2874-nucleotide messenger RNA. RefSeq names its product solute carrier family 16 member 12b (gene slc16a12b). Gene Ontology annotation, molecular function: monocarboxylic acid transmembrane transporter activity. Bases 385 to 1896 code for a protein of 503 amino acids. Lineage: Eukaryota; Metazoa; Chordata; Actinopteri; Labriformes; Labridae. Gene Ontology annotation, biological process: transmembrane transport; monocarboxylic acid transport. The transcript is spliced from 8 exons. The record is from RefSeq and is a predicted model, not a curated record.
UUUGAGCCUCGUGUCACUUUUGAAGAUGAAGACGAAACACGGAGCCGCACGAGACUCUGCAAGCUGCCAUUAAACCGACCAACCGAUCAAUCAGAGAGAGAGAGAGAGAGAGAGGAAGAGAGAGAGAGGAAGAGAGAGAGAGGGAGAGAGACAGAGAGAGAGAGAGAGAGAGACAGGGAGAGAGAGACAGAGAGAGAGAGAGAGAAACAGAGAGAGAGAGACAGAGAGAGAGAGAGAGAGAGAGACAGACAGAGAGAGACAGAGAGAGAGAGAGAGAGGGAGAGAGAGAGAGAGACAGCCCGCGAGAACCUCCCAACAUCUGCUGCUGCAGAAACUUCAGAGAAAGUCUGCAGCGCGUACAGCAGGACGAGCUCCGCUUGCAGGAUGGGUGAUGUGAAGCGGAGCAGAGUGGUGUCUCCUCUGGACGGAGGCUGGGGCUGGGUGAUUGUUGGAUGCUGCUUCAUGGUGACGGUCUGCACACGAGCGGUGACAAGGUGUGUGUCCAUCUUCUUCGUGGAGUUUCAGGCUAAUUUUGAAGCUGAUUACGCUGCGACGGCGUGGAUUCACAGCCUGGUUGACUGCACCACCAUGCUCUUUGCUCCUGUGGGCAGCCUGGUUGCUAACCGGUGGUCGUGCAGGGUGUCGGUGAUGUUGGGGGGACUCCUCGCCUCCUCUGGGCUCCUUCUCUCCUCCUUCAGCAGCAGCCUGGAGCUCCUCUACCUCAGCAUGGGGGUCCUAACAGGUGUGGGCUUUGCUCUCUGUUACACGCCCGCCAUCGUCAUGGUCGGCUGUUACUUCCGCAGACGGAAGGCGUUGGCGUACGGCAUCGCCAUGUCCGGCAGCGGGAUCGGCACAUUUGUGUUGGCGCCGGCGGUGCAGCUGCUCAUCGAGAUUUACUCGUGGAGGGGGGCGCUGCUCGUUCUCAGCGCCUUCGUGGCCAACCUAAUCGUCUGCGGGGCGCUGCUCCGACCAAUCACAGUGAAGGAGGACGAGGAGGAGGCGGAGGGGAAUGAGGGGGAGUCAGGAGGGGGGGAGAAACCCGCCAACGUCUUGUCACACGACGCCGAGCUCGCAGUGAAACUCUCCAAAGAAUCCGAGGACCGCCUCCUGUCAUCGGGAAACGCAGCACCCCCGCAACUUCAGAAGAGGAGGCGGUGCUUCAGCUCCCAUUUCCUGUCUAGUAAGGAGUACUGCUUCCUGCUGUUACCUGACUUCCUGGGCCUGGCCGUGUCCUUCCUGUUCCUGGCGAGCGGCUGCAGCCUCCCCUUCGUCUACCUGGUGCCGUACGCCCUGAGCGUGGGCGUCAGCCACCAGCAGGCCGCCUUCCUCAUGUCCAUCCUGGGAGUCAUCGACAUCGUGGGGAACAUCACCUUCGGCUGGCUGACGGACAGACGGUGUUUAAAGCCGUACCGCCUGACGUGUUACAUCUUCUCCGUGGCGAUGGAGGGUCUCUGCUGCCUCUUCACUCCCUUACUUCGCUCUUUCUCCCUCCUCGUGCCAUUCGCCGUCCUCUACGGGUACUUUGACGGCGCCUACGUGGCGCUGAUACCCGUGGUGACGUCAGACCUGGUGGGAGCUCCGUACCUGUCCUCGGCGCUUGGCAUUGUCUACUUUCUCCACGCAAUCCCCUACCUGGUCAGCCCGCCAAUUGGAGGUUGGCUCGUCGACCUCACGCGAAGUUACACCGCCACAUUCUUCCUCAGUGGCGCCGCCCUGCUGGCCAGCUCGCUCGUCCUCACUACUGUUGCCGGGAUACGACACUGUCGCCGCCAUCAGCUGACUUCCAUCGCCAAGGACACCAAGCCUGAGCCGCUCCCCCUCAGUGUGUCGGACCAAUCAGAAUGCCACAUCACCUAUAAGAAGGAGCUGGCUGUCACUGACACCGUCGCCUCGUAGCGUCAGAUGAGUCGACCAAUCUUGUUCAUGGACACAAGAGUCAGUGAUGGGAGCUGUGAUUGGUCGAGGAAUCUGUCAAUCAAAUGCAAAUAAAUUAAGUCUCCCAUCACUGCGACAAACUUCAUGCUUAUAUUUUUGUAGUCACAGGAGUCAAAGCCAAAAACUUCAGCUUCCUGUGUGGAGAGCCUCUGAUUGGUUGAUUUGAACCUCAGAGCUGGAGCACGACCGAGAAGAACAUUGUAAACAGAUUUUGGAGUAACCCCAGGAUAAGUCUGCAGAGGGCGCUAAACGCCAUAGUUCCCCGAUAUAAAACCAAGAAUCAGACCAGAACCAGACGGCUUCAAGCCUCGACGUGAGCCGCUGAAACCUCUUACAUAGACUCUCUUCUCCCAGCACUGGAGAGCAGCCCCUCCCCUGGCAGCCCUGCAGCGUUCGGCCCCAACAGAGGGCUUCCAGAGAGCUGACCAAUCAGAAUAAAGUGGGCAUGUGGGGAGGGGGGGCCUUAAAGAGACAGCAGCUGAAAAAAGCUGAAAUGAGGGAUUUUACUGACACCAGUAUAAAAUAAAUAAAUCAUUCAAAGCUGCUCAAAAGGUUUCACAGACAUGAAAGGGGAACAUGAGGAGAAUAUGGGAUCUUCAACAAGAACAGGAAUUAACAAAAUAAAACAGGAACCUCAUCUUGUCUUUGAGCUCACCGUUGGGAUGAAAAAGUCGUCUGUGUGAUGAAGUGACUGUAAAUGUGAUUUAAUGACUCCAGUGAUGAUGCUGCCAAAAUGUUCAUGUCAAUGUGAAAAUAUGCAAGGUGCUUAAAAAUGUUAUUGUGAGAAUAUUUUUGUUCUAUUCAGGGAAACGUUUUUUCUUAAGUAACUCUUUAUGAAGUCUGAAGAACCAAAAACUGAAACUACGAUUGUGACCUCAAAGUGCUGCAAACGUUCAGCUGCCUCCUAGAAUAACCAAUGAAUAAAAACAAUAGAAACAA